CUUCAGAUCCCCGCACACACAAAAGCCUCUCAAGUCCAACAGAUAGGCCGCCUUCUUCCUCAUUUCACUGCAGCUAGCUUCCUAUUUUUCUUCUUCCAAAAUCCGGGGAUUUCAAGAGAAGAGAAAGAGAAAUAAGGGUUCUGCGGGUUGUGGGUCGGUGUGUUUUGUGGUUUUCUAUAUAGGGUUUCUAAGGAGGGAGGGAUUUUGAUUUGGGUUGUGACGGUGGUGGGGUAAAACCCUUGUUUGACGAGUUGUAGACAUCACGGCUAUACAAAGAAUUCCGCCGCCUCUCUUACAUGUCCGGGCGGUACGACGCAAGGGUUGUGUAAUUGAGAGCAACCCUUCGCCGCACGGCGGGCGUGGCGCUUUGCCUUCAGAAGGCGGUAGUCCCUCUGAUCUGCUCUUCCUCGCCGGCGGUGGUUCCAACGCUUUCCUCUGCUAGUUUAGGCUUAUAUUCUGUAUAACAUAGCUACUGUCUUUAGGAUUAGAUCAACCAAUCCGUAUCGAACACUCGAUCUCUCGCUUUAGCCAUUUCUUUAGAUCAAUCAAUCCGUAUCGAACAAUCGAUCUCUCGCUUUAGCCAUUUCUUUAGGUUGGUGUUUGAGUUCUUGAAAAAAUGAAUACGCUGAGGAUUAAGAGGGUACCCACCGUGGUUUCGAAUUACCAGAAGGAGGAUUCAGACGAUGGUGCUCGUCAGGUUGGUGGUUGCGGCCGCAAUUGCCUCAAGCAGUGCUGCAUUCAAGGAGCAAAACUCCCUCUUUAUGCCUACAAGAAGGUGAAGGACGUUGUUAACGAGAAAGCUUCGAGCGGUGAUGAAAACAAAGAGCAGCCUGUGCCCUUCCUUGACUCUCUCGUUCUUGGAGAGUGGGAGGAUCGUAUGCAGAAAGGGCUCUUUCGAUAUGAUGUCACUGCUUGCGAAACCAAGGUGAUUCCGGGUGAGUAUGGGUUCAUUGCCCAGCUGAAUGAGGGCCGCCACCUGAAGAAGAGGCCCACUGAGUUCCGUGUGGAUAAAGUCCUCCAGCCCUUUGAUGGGAACAAAUUCAACUUCACUAAAGUUGGGCAAGAGGAGGUGCUCUUCCAGUUUGAACCAAGCAAUGAUGAGGAACCUGAGUUCAUCCCCAAUGCUCCCAUUGAUGUCGAAAAUUCUACAAGCGUUGUUGCCAUCAAUGUUAGUCCUAUUGAAUAUGGGCAUGUGCUUCUAAUCCCAAGGAUUUUCGAGUCCUUGCCGCAGAGGAUCGACCGUGAAAGCUUUUUGCUUGCCCUUGACAUGGCUGUGGAAGCAGGAAAUCCAUAUUUCCGGUUGGGUUACAACAGCUUGGGUGCAUUUGCUACCAUCAACCACCUUCACUUUCAGGCUUAUUACUUGGCCACACCCUUUCCCAUUGAGAAGGCUCCAACUAGGAAAAUAACCACUGCAGGCAAUGGGGUGAAGAUCUUUGAGCUGUUAAAAUAUCCUGUUAGAGGUCUUGUCUUUGAGGGUGGAGACACUCUGCAAGAUUUAGCGAACACUGUGGCCGAUUCCUGCAUUUGCCUUCAGGAUAACAACAUACCUUUCAAUGUUCUCAUUGCUGAUGCUGGGAAACGUAUCUUUCUCUUUGCACAGUGUUAUGCUGAGAAACAAGCUCUUGGGGAAGUGAAUCAGGAGCUUCUGGACACCCAAGUGAACCCAGCUGUCUGGGAGGUUAGUGGACAUAUUGUGCUGAAAAGGAAGGAGGACUACGAGGGGGCAUCUGAGCAGAAUGCUUGGAGGCUUCUUGCUGAGGUCUCUCUCUCUGAAGAGAGGUUCCAAGAAGUGAAUGCUCUUAUCUUUGAAGCCAUUGCCUGUGGAGAUGAUGAAAAAGGAAAUCUCACCGAGAACAUGAUUGAGGAGCCAGAUGUCACACCUCCAUCUCAUGAAGAUGCAGGUGCCAUCAACAAUAGCUCCUACCCUGCUGCCAUGGUGGCUGGAAAGCAAGAAUGCCUAGUUCAGCAGUAAAGAGUUGGGCUUUUGAAGAACAGAUGAAUGGUGUUUGUGUUUCUGAGUCAGGUAUCGGUGGUUUAGCAUGGAUGUUUCCGUGUCUCUGUGGUUUCUAGUAAUUGCUUAAAUAAAGCAGACUGGGUUUUGCACUGUUGUUGAAGUUGUGCCUGGUUUCUCUGCGUAUUUGCUUUAUGACCUAUUGUUUAUACGUGUCUCAUGGGUCUGUAAAAUUCUAUGCUGUACUUUCUGUGAUGAUUGAAUAAAUUUCUGUUCUUCGGUUUCUAAA
This is a messenger RNA of Vitis riparia (riverbank grape), 2243 nucleotides long. RefSeq names its product GDP-L-galactose phosphorylase 2-like. The coding region runs from base 617 to 1975 and encodes 452 amino acids. Lineage: Eukaryota; Viridiplantae; Streptophyta; Magnoliopsida; Vitales; Vitaceae. The transcript is spliced from 7 exons. Gene Ontology annotation, biological process: glucose metabolic process. The record is from RefSeq and is a predicted model, not a curated record. Gene Ontology annotation, molecular function: GDP-D-glucose phosphorylase activity. Gene Ontology annotation, cellular component: cytoplasm.